Cuscuta campestris is the source of this 1946-nucleotide messenger RNA. Lineage: Eukaryota; Viridiplantae; Streptophyta; Magnoliopsida; Solanales; Convolvulaceae. The record is from the annotation of a GenBank genome assembly.
CGAAAAAGUUUUAAAUUUGUAACAAAGUCUAUUCACCCCCCUCUAGACUUUGUAUCUCACCACUUAGGGGACCACCAAUUGGUAUCAGAGCAAACUUCUCCCUAUCUGCUUUUAGAUUAAAGAGAAGAGAUCACAAUGCUGAACAAUAUGGAUCACGGUUUGCCCAAGUUUUCUCUUCUAGGUUAUGAUGACUGGAAGAUCAUGAUGGAAGCACAUCUCUACGCCCUGCAUGUGGACGGUCUUGGGAAGCUAUGUGAGGGAUUAGGGGAUCUGAGAAAGCAGAAGAUAGAGGUUCUGCUUGAGAAGUUCAAAAGCUUCAAGAUGCUUCCCGGAGAAUCAUUUGACUUGUUGGAUGAAAGAUUCCACAAGAUUUUAAAUGAUCUUGCAUCACUUAACCACGUUCUUUCUCCCAAAGAAAAGAAUGUAAGGUUGCUGAGAUCUCUUCCAGCUGAGUGGUAUACCAAAGCCACAGCAAUAGAAGAAGGAAGAAAUCUGGAGAACUACAUUGUCCAAGGUCUCCUAGGCGAGCUCAGAACCUAUGAGCAUGAGCUGGAGAAGAAUAAGAAGGAAGAACAAGUCACACCUUAUCCCACGGCACUGAUGACGAAUCCCAGAGUCACAGCAAGCGAAGGGACAUGUCCAAGGAGCUGUGACACUCCUUCCACCAGCCAACCACCAAGCUCAAAGACGGAGAACUACAAAGAGGAAUUCGCUAUGAUGGUCAAGCAAUUCCGGAAAUUGAAGAAGUUCUUCAAGAAAACUAACUCCACCAGAAGGCCUUCCAAGGGAAAGCUACAGGUAAGUAACUCUCCCCCCGAAUCUUACUUAUGCUAUAACUCCAGGAAGCUUGGUCAUUGGAAGUCAGCAUGUCCAUACCCAAAAGUGGAGAAGUACGGAGAAGGAGAAAAGAAUGAGAAGAAGAAGAAGGCAAUGGUAGCAGCUGAAAGUGACGAGUCAUCCAGUUCAAGCUCGGAUGAGGAAGCCCUCGUCUGCAUGGAGCGCAGAACUGAGAAGUCCAACCAUGAAGAUCGUUGGACAAUGUCAGAAGAUGACAUUCUCUGUCUCAUGGCCAAAGAUGAUGUCGAUCAAGAGGUAACUUCACAAACCUCUUGCUCGUCUUCUUAUGAAAGCAUACUCACUUCUGAGAGUCUUUUUCAGGAGAUAAAUCUCAAACACUCAUCCUUGAAAGAGGAGAACAAGCUAUUGAGUGAUGAGAAUCUCAAGUUGGCUGAAGGUCGGAAAAGUCGACUCAUUGAGAUCACUCAUCUUAAGGUUGAGAAUGAAUCUCUCUCUCAAAAGGUAAAAUCCCUCAACAAGGAACUAGGGAUACUAAAGUCCAAAGAAGUUGUGGAUAAGCUUCUAAAUACGGCCAAAGAGAAGGGUCGUGAAGGACUUGGGUUUGACCCCUCCAGUUCCAAAAGGAAAGGGAGAACAACAUUCAUUCCUCCCAAACCUACUGCCAAACCCAACGAGCAGAAGGGUAAGGAAAAGGAAAAACCAACAAAGGAAGCCACUAAGUACCCAGGUGUCUGGUACUUGGACAGUGGCUGUUCAAGACACAUGACGAGUGAUGCGAGUCUUUUGAGCAAUCUAAUUCCCUAUGAUGGUCCAAGAGUUACUUUUGGAGGAAGCAAUGAUUUCGGCCUUACAAAGGGGCUAGGAAAUCUGGUGUACAAGGGACUAACCAUCCAGGCUGUAUCUUAUGUGGAAGGGCUCAACUAUAACCUUCUAAGCAUAAGUCAGUUCUGUGAUAAAGGUUAUUCUCUGGAAUUCUGCAAGGGCAUGGCAUCCCUCAAGAGCAUCUCCAAAAAUGAAGUCAAUCUCACUAGGAAGAGAAUCAGAAACAUCUACGAAGUAAUGUGAGAAGAUGUCAAGGAAGACUGCCUAAUUUGCAAAGACUCCUAAUUCCUUGUGUUGUCGUUCAACAAUAUAGACAUCUACUUUAA